Molecule: messenger RNA, 1767 nt
Organism: Vitis vinifera (wine grape)
Lineage: Eukaryota; Viridiplantae; Streptophyta; Magnoliopsida; Vitales; Vitaceae
Exons: 4
Coding region: 78-1682 (534 amino acids)
Source: RefSeq, a predicted model, not a curated record
CCCCGUCUUUCUAAACUAAAGUUGGCACUUCCCUUGUAAACUUGUACCGAUCACCAAUAACCAUCGCUUCAUUGCCAAUGGAGCUCACUCAGAGUCAGCACAAUCACUCUGGAGCUAUUGUCAUCCUUCUCCUGGUAUUUUGUGGAUUUACUGUCAUGGAUAUUGUUGAUGCAGUUUGGUUCAACCACGGAGGCGACUUGAGUAACAGCAGAUCACGCUCCAUCGAAGAACCCUUGAUCAACCCCCUGCUUAUUUCCAAGUUGCGAUUGAAAUGGAAGUUUUUCACUGGAGAUGACACAACAGCAACGCCUGCAGUGGCUCAUGGUGUUGUCUACUUUCCUUCAUGGAAUGGAUAUUUGUAUGCAGUGAAUGCAUUCAGUGGUGCUCUUGUAUGGAGGCAGCAUCUAGGGGAGCUCACAGGGCUGAGUCCAGCAGGGGUUGUGGUGAAUGUAACUGUGUCAAGAACGACACCUGUAAUAGCUGGUCAUCUCCUUAUCAUAGGAAUAUAUGGCCCUGCAGUGGUUGUUGCCAUCAAUCGGUUUAGCGGGGCACUUGUGUGGUCCACUGUUCUGGAUACACGUCCUAGAUCUCAAAUCACCACGUCUGGAACCCCCUACUUAGAGGGUUUCUAUGUAGGUGUAUCAUCACUUGAGGUAACUCUACCGGCUGAACAGUGUUGCACUUUCCGGGGUAGCAUGGCGAAGCUAGACAUCCAAACUGGAGCCGUCCUAUGGCGAACCUAUACAAUUCCGGACAACGCUGGCAAACUGGGGGGUUAUUCGGGAGCUGCUAUAUGGGGCAGCAGCCCUGCAAUUGACACAAAGAGAAAUCUUGUUUACAUUGGAACUGGGAACCUGUACAAUGCUCCAACUGAGGUGCAACAAUGUCAAGCCAAUCGGAAUAAUCAAACAAUACCCUCUCAACCCGACCAAUGCAUCGCUCCAGAUGUCCACUUCGACUCCAUUCUGGCCUUGGAGUUAGACUCUGGAAAAAUCAGAUGGUUCCGACAAUUCGGAGGCUACGAUGUAUUUUAUUUUGUUUGCCUGGUGCCGAAUAACCCAGCUUGUCCGACUGGGCCUAACUUGGAUGCGGACUUUGGAGAAGCUCCAAUGCUGCUCACCAUAUUUCCAAAUGGCACCAGGCGUGACGUUGUGGUUGCUGUGCAGAAAAGUGGGUUUGCAUGGGCCCUAGAUCGAGAUACGGGUGAUAUAGUAUGGUUCAAUCUGGCAGGGCCCGGUGGUCUGGAAGGAGGAGGAGUGUGGGGUGCAGCCACAGACGGGAAAAGGGUGUACACUAACAUCGUGAAUAACGCGGGAGUGAGGUUCAGGCUGGCACCCUCCAACCAAACCACGACGUUCGGAGCAUGGGUAGCAUUGGAUGCAAAUACAGGAGAAAUUGUAUGGUCAACAGCCAACCCCAGCAAUGAAACUGCCCAUGGCCCAGUGACGGUGACUAAUGGAGUGGUUUUUGCUGGGUCAGUGGCCCCUUCAGGCCCAUUCUACGCAAUGGACGCAGAAACAGGGACUAUUAUAUGGACAUAUAACACCAAUGCCACCGUGUACGGUGGCGCAUCAGUGAGCUACGGUUGUGUUUUCUUGGGCCAUGGCUAUUCAGUGAGUUUAGCCAGGUUCCACCCGACGUGGACUCGAGGAAAUUCUGUCUUCGCAUUCUGCACUGUGUGAGGGUCUGUAUCCAACAUAUACGUGGAUAUAUCAUAUCAUAUAUGCAACGGCCAAUGCAAAGCCCAUUAAUAAAUAAAAUUCUUCC